Phycomyces blakesleeanus NRRL 1555(-) is the source of this 972-nucleotide messenger RNA. RefSeq names its product cyclin. NCBI's taxonomy places the organism in Eukaryota, Fungi, Mucoromycota, Mucoromycetes, Mucorales, Phycomycetaceae. Gene Ontology annotation, biological process: regulation of cyclin-dependent protein serine/threonine kinase activity. Gene Ontology annotation, cellular component: cyclin-dependent protein kinase holoenzyme complex; nucleus. The transcript is spliced from 2 exons. The record is from RefSeq and is a predicted model, not a curated record. The coding region runs from base 1 to 972 and encodes 323 amino acids. Gene Ontology annotation, molecular function: protein kinase binding; cyclin-dependent protein serine/threonine kinase regulator activity.
AUGGUUACCGCUACCCUUCCAGCCUUAGACCCCUCAGUUGCCCUUCCUUUCCACUGCCACCGACCCUCUAGACAACAACACCAAACUCAAUACCAAACUCAACAACAACAGCCACAGCAACAAAACCAACACUACCACAGCACUACCAGCAGACCAACUAUUAGUGAGCCAAUAAUCCCGGUACCUCUUCACUACUCAAGAUCUAAAACGGGAUCACGCCAUGACUCGCUGACCUGCCGUUCACAACCUUCCCAACCGGGGUUCGUGACUGCCCUUCCCGGGACUCUCUCACACCAACCAGCCCCAAGUCGGAUAUCAUAUGUAGAAGCAUUAAUAGACGUGAACGCCGUGGUGAUUGAAACCAUCUGGCCGUCUGCCACACCUUCAACUCCGUCUUCUGUCGUACCGUUGCGGACGUUUAUCCAAGAGGUCCUGAAGCGAUCCCGUACUACAUAUUCAACUCUACAGACAGCCUUGUUUUACUUGCUUCGAGCACAGUCGGCGAUAUCAUUGCAUCUCCAACCAAAAACAAAAUCCCAACGGCAUGAGGGUGGAAAAACAGAAACAUGUGACUAUGGGCGUUGUGAGCAAAAUGUAUACAUCAACUGUGGAAGACGCAUGUUUCUGGCAAGUUUGAUUUUGGCAUCCAAAUUUGUACAAGACAAGACGUAUCGCAACUCGGCGUGGGCCAAGAUGGCGAACCUACAAGUAGCUGAGAUCAACAAGGCCGAACGGAUUUUCUCGGAAUUGAUCGACUACAGGCUCUACAUUGCUCAGCCCAUCUUUGAGCAGUGGUACCAUUUGUUCCACAUGCAAGUUCAGCAGAGAGCCACUCAGUCCUCGACAACCCCACUCUCCUAUCUCUUCCUCGGCUCCUGGUCUCUCCCCGUCCAAAAGACUGAUUAUACAAGGAAACGCUCCGUUGACACCGAGACCCAGAUCAGCCCCCCGAAAAAAUCCAGAGUUUGGUAA